Messenger RNA from Ceutorhynchus assimilis (cabbage seed weevil), 5480 nucleotides. The record is from the annotation of a GenBank genome assembly. Lineage: Eukaryota; Metazoa; Arthropoda; Insecta; Coleoptera; Curculionidae.
GUUGACAUUCAACAUGGCGGCAUGUCGUCAGUGCUGUGCUGUGUCGUGGUGAGUUGAAAUUUUCAUAAAUUUAUCCAAAAUUUCCAUCUACUCAGCCUCAACAACUUGUGUAACUAAGAACCUCAAAAUUUAGUGUAGCAAAUUCAAAAAAAGUAACCUGCGUUCUACUCACCCGUGUCAACGACUGGCCUUAUGGACAAAAAUCUCUGGAGCAUUACAGCACAAUACGCACCCAGCACGCAUUGAAGACAUCUGAGGAUUUUUUUUUAGUUAUCAUAUCACCUAUCUCUCUUACUCUCCCAUAAAAAGAAAAAAAUUACAAUCGAGUGACUACCGGGCCCUUUUCUUAGUUACUGACUUUUUUUUAUUUCAAAAGAAAACAAUGGAAUUUUAAUAGAAAGAAGAAAAAAAGAACAUUGUGGACAUUGUGAUUAUUUUUUAUUUUUGAAUCAAAGUGAUUUUCAUUUUGCCGCAGCGCCGUUUCUCAAUCAACUGACAUUUGCAUACCAAAACCAUCCCCCCCUGUAAUAUAGUGUGUGUGGUAUUUGCGAUAAAAAAAAAAAGAAAAUACCCAUAUUAUAUAUUUGUUAUUAUUAACCAUUCUGUGAUAUUCACUACACUUAAGAAACGAUAAGAAGUGAACAAGUUUUAAAACACAAACAAAAAAGAAGAAACAAACAUUUUUUUUUAAUAAACAAUACAUAUAUAAACAGCCACUGAAUGAAUAAUAUGUCGAACAAUCCUCAGUGGAAAACGUUCCAGCCGCCUCCCGACUCUUUGAACCAGGACCCCAUCAUAGAUUUUAAAUCUAUGGCGAGUAACGGUAAACCGUCUCCAGGUCCAUUCAACUAUAACAGAACCGGCUCGAACUCGCGUUUCAGUCAGGAUUUUCCGUUGCUGGGCACGGAAAAGCCCAGCGCCAGCCAGAUGCCCUACAGCAACGGACUAUAUGGUUCGGCCAGCGCCACCAAUGCUAGCGCCAGGAAUUUUCCGCCAAUUGGAACGUUUUCUUUGGACAGUAACAAUGUUUUUAAUAGUUCUGGCGAUAGUUCCCUGAACACGUCGUCGUCCAAUAACAUCUUUUCCAACGGCAACAACAGUAGCAGCACUAGCUACAACAACGACUCGUCGAAUUCGGCCAAUAUGGGGACAAGGGAAACUGGUAUAAUCGAAAAACUACUGCACUCCUACGGUUUCAUUCAGUGUUGCGAAAGGCAGGCCCGACUGUUCUUCCAUUUCAGUCAGUUCAGCGGCAACAUUGAGCACCUGAAAAUCGGCGACCCGGUCGAAUUUGAAAUGACUUACGACAGACGUACGGGCAAACCUAUAGCCAGUGCUGUAACUAAAAUCGCUCCUGAGGUAAUGAGCGAGGAACGGGUGACAGGUACAGUUACUACAGAGGUUCGAGGUGAAGGUUCGGGGGGCGAUACGAUGGGCCGAAUCAGCUACGAAAACCGAGGCGAAUGUUUCUUUUUGCCUUACACAAAGGACGACGUUGAAGGCAAUGUCGUACUAAGAUCAGGCGACAGAGUGAGCUUCCAAAUUGCCACUAAUAACAGAGGAAAUUUGGGCGCGUGCCACGUAAGAUUGGAAAACCCCAAACAUCCGGUCAAGUAUCAAGGCGUGGUUUGUUCGCUAAAAGACAGUUUCGGUUUCAUCGAACGCGCCGACGUUGUUAAAGAAAUAUUUUUCCACUUCUCAGAAGCCAAAACCAAAGAGGAACUACGAUUAGGUGAUGAUGUCGAGUACACAAUUCAGACGCGUAACGGUAAAGAAGUUGCGUGUAAUAUUACAAAAUUGCCGCCAGGGACGGUUAUUUUUGAGGACUUAAAACCUGAGACUCUUAAAGGACAAGUUACUAAGGCUAUUGAUAAGAGUCCUAGGACUGCUAAUGAACCGUUGCCUGGACGCAUUACAUACAAGGUCGCGGAUUCGAAGGAAAUUAGGGAAAUUUCUUUUAGUGAAAAAGACCAAAUGGGAGAUUUUACACUGAGAUACGGUGAUUGGGUUAAAUUUCAAAUAGCUACUGAUAGAAGAGACGCAUUGGACCGAGCCACUCACAUUGUCUUGCUGGACGAGAGUUUUUCCGCUUCAGGAGAAAAACGCGAACAAGGCGUCGUAGCUUCACUUAAAGAGGGUUUUGGCUUUUUAAAAUGCGUUGAACGCGAAGCCAGAUUGUUUUUUCACUUCAAUGAAGUGCUGGACGUAAAUAAAACCAACGAACUUCAAGUCGGUGAUGAAUUCGAGUUUACAGUAAUCCAAGAUCAAACCAACUCGUACGCAAACAAGGAAAACAGACAGAGCGCUAUCAGGAUGAAAUGGUUGCCUGCCGGGACUGUGCAGUUUGAAAACUUGAUUGAUAGCGAAUUGAGCGGCGUCGUAACCAAAGAAAUACCGUUGAGCAACUGGCAAAAUCGUAGUCCGACUAAAAAUCAAAACGGUUUUGGUGGCGGUGAAGCCAACGAGCCGGGACUUAUUGGAUAUUCAGUCAAUGGGAUUAAGAAAACUAUUACUUAUUAUGCUAAGGAUUGUGAUGCCAAGCAUUUGCCUAGGGUUGGAGAUAAGAUCAAAUUCGACAUAAACCAAGUGAAAAGAUCAAAAGAAUUCAUAGCCGCAAACGUCGAAAUAACCCAAUCCGCAAUGCAAACCAAUGGCAUCAAGCAACAGCCAAUGACCAGAAACAGUACCAACCCUGCCAACAUCAGCAUUGGCAGCACCGGUACCAACAACGGGCAACUCUACCAAGGCUUCAUUGCCGCUCUAAAAGACGGUUUCGGUUUUAUUGAAACGAUGCAACAUGACAAAGAAGUGUUUUUCCACUUUAGUAAUUUCGAGGGGGAUGCCAACACGCUGGAAUUGGGCCAAGAGGUCGAGUACAAUUUGGGUUCCAGGGGUAAUUCUGGAUCUUGUUCGUCUGCGGAAAAUGUCAAAUGUAUUGCCAAAGGUUCUGUAGACUUGCCAGCAGUUCACGGUGAUAUAGUAGAAGGUGUUGUAGUGCGUCCGCUAAGAUCCGUCAAUCCAGACCAAUCAGAAUACUCAGGCCUGAUCAAAGUCCGCACUGAAAAUCCUGAAGACAAAUCGGCCGAAUAUGAAUUUGGUAUAAUGGGUCUGGUGAAUAAACGUGAAUUGUUGCAAGUGGGCGACCAAGUCCAGUUCCAGGUGGACUCGACGCGACGUGCCGCUAACAUAAUCGCGGUGCGUAAAAAGUUGCGGGCUACAGUGGACGCCAUCAAGGGACACUUUGGAUUUUUGGCCUACGAAGUGGAGGAGGGCAAGAAGCUGUUUUUCCACAUGACUGAGGUUAAGGACAAUGUUGCGCUUAACGUUGGCGACACUGUCGAGUUUGUUUUAGUUACCAAUCAUCGGAGUGGCAAAUCUUCGGCUUGUAACGUUGUUAAAGUUAGCGACGUUCAAGCCCGACCUGAAAGACUAAUCAGUAGACUGAGAACUAUCUCGUUGGACGACGCCGGACCCAAACUGUUAGUAGUUCGACAACCGAAAGGACCUGACGGUACAAAAGGAUUCGUCCCGAAUUCCAGGACGCGUCACUAUCCCGGCACCAUUACCGAAUAAUAGGGCAAUUUUUUUUUUCCUGGCACGGCACAGUACCAAAAAAAAAACUUUCCCCAAAAAAAAAAAAAACAACAUAUUCGUUUGUAUUUUUUUUUUUUUUUUCCAAAAAAAAUGUGGCGUUCUUUUGAAGAUAUGUAAUUUGUAAGUCAUUUAUUUAAAAACAAAAAAAAAAAAGAAGAUAUGUAUUGUUGAUGACCACAAAAAAAAAAUUGAUAAUAAUAAAAAAAGGUUAUUAUGAGUAAUUUCUAGAAAAUGUGUAUUUGAUAAAGUGAACAAAAUGCUGCUUAAAUAAAGCUGAAUAUAAUACAAAAAAAAAAAGCUGGUUCUUUUGAAAUUAAUAUCAAUUCUUGGGCCUCAAACAAAACUACUAAUCAAUUAUAAAAUGUUUACAAUUAAUAUUCCUCCAUAAUAAACUGUUGUGGUUGCGGAUAGCUUUAAUUAGUUGAAUUGUUUAUUAAAUGAAAAUUUCUUAGAACAUUUUAUAUUUUCUUAGUACAAGAGUUGGGUGUGGCGGCAACUUAUAUAAAAAAAUGAAUAAAACCACUGCUUGAUACAAAAAAAAAAAAAACCAAAAACUUAUGAAAAAAAAAACAAAAAAAAAAAUGAUAAUCCAUUUGACAAAUAUAUAAAUUGAAUACAAUGAAUUUAUUAUUAGAAUUAUUACAGAGUUAAGGUAAUUAGAAACUAGAAAGACUGCAAGUAAAACUGUACAAUGUAAGGAACUUUUUUUUUUUUUUUUUUGAGUUAUUCAAAUUUUUAAAACUCAUUUAUUUAUCUCCCUCUAGUUAGUGUUGCAGUCCAUGUGCAGUACCCGCAACAUCGUAUGUAUAUUUUUUUGCAUUAUAAUUUUUGAGGUUCAAAAACUGCCAACAAGUAACAAAAAUUGCUUUAUAAUUAAAUUUUAAGAAAAUAAUAUUAUAAUGUACAAGUAAUUGUUUCGAAAUGUGGUUAAUUUUAGCUGUCCUAUUAUUUACCAUUAUUAUUCCUUCCAAACAGCCACAUUUUGACUUAUAUAGUCUAGUCAAAAAAAUAUCCGCCAAAGUUUAAUUGACACAAAAGUAAAAGCAGCUUAAUUUCCUCCACAUAAUUUUAAGCAAUUGUGUAGCCAUAUAAAGACGUAUAGAAUAACAAUUUUAAAAAAGAGCGACUUAGAUGUUUAGGUACUAUGUUUUUAGAUUUAGGACUUAUUAAAAAAAAACGACUUUGACUCCCCAACAAAAAGUAACAGCAGUUUACCAAUUUAUUUCACAAAGCAUAGUUUUAUAAAUUCUAGUUGACUCUUACAGUAAAUUAUUCCUCCAACUAACUAGAGUUUAUAAAAUGCAUGGCACAUAUCCUGUAAAAAGCUAUUGACUAUAUUAUUAUAUUAAUAAGAUUUUUUUUCACUAAUAUACAGGGUGUUCAAAAUUCUAUUUGCACGCUCUGAAACUUCCGCGUGGCCUUGCUUUGUGUAGUUCUUUCGACCCACUGUGAUAGUUUUAGUCAUUUUAUUUUUUCUUCAAUCUUUUUUAUUUUGAGUCGAAGACAUUUUUUAUGCCAGUCUUUUUACACCCUUAAUAAUUGCUCGAAUUUAUUGUUUUUUUUUUUUGUUUUAGCUUUUAGGAUUAUUAAUUAUUAUUAAUUGCUUUUUUUUUUAAUUAUUGAAAUUUUAAGGGCCGGUUUCUUAAUAGCAAGUAAUCCCCGGGUUAAGUAUAAAUCCAGCUGAAUAGGUUUAGUUUACUCUGGAGUUAAAACCAACCCGGAGGCGACUUGCGAUUGAGAAACCGACCCUAAGAGUGUGCUGAUGUGGGUACUGUGAUGCUGUUUCGAAGAGGAACUCGAGGAAAAAACAAAAAUUUGUGGAUUAUCUCCUCUAUUUGUAAAAUUGUUUUAAUUUAAAAAGAAAUAAAAAAAGACAUGAUUAUUAA